AUGGUUGAACCUGUGGGUAACCAUUAUGUUAUUGCCAGACCUGUAUACUCGGAGAAUGCAUUCAAUGAAGAGCAUGAGAAAUUGCACAGAUACCAUAAAACCUUUUGGGAUCACCUGAAACUCUAUUUUAGCUGCUCCCCACAAAGGGCCAAAAAAAUUGCUUUGCGUUUGUUUCCAGUCGCUUCGUGGCUGCCAGCGUACCGCUUCAGGGAGUGGGUCCUGAGUGACAUCAUCUCUGGCAUCAACACGGGGCUGGUGGCUGUGCUGCAAGGCCUGGCCUUUGCUUUGCUGGUGAAUGUCCCCCCCAGUUAUGGACUCUAUGCAGCAUUCUUCCCUGUCCUGGUCUAUUUUAUCUUUGGCACAUCGAGACACAUCUCAGUGGGUCCCUUCCCUGUCCUGAGCCUCAUGGUGGGAGGAGUCGUCACCAGGCUGGUCCCCGAUGACAGCACUGGCAAUGGCAAUUCCACAAAUACCUCAGCAAUAAAUUAUGAGAGGGUGAUGGUGGCUGCAUCUGUAACCUUCCUUUCUGGGGUGGUUCAGUUGCUUCUGGGAAUUUUCCAGUUUGGAUUCAUCGUUAUUUAUCUAUCACAAUCAUUAAUCAGUGGUUUCACAACUGCUGCAGCUAUCCACGUUUUGGUAUCUCAACUGAAAUUCAUGUUUCAAUUACCUGUCCCCGGAUUUAAUAAACCAUUUGGCAUCAUCUAUACUCUGGAGAGCGUUUUCAGCCAGAUCACAAAAGCAAACAUUGCUGACCUGGUCACAUCACUGAUUGUGUUGCUUAUCGUGUUUGUGGUAAAAGAAAUGAAUGAUCGAUACAAGGAAAAGUUACCAGCUCCCAUCCCGAUCGAACUCCUGGUGACAAUCUUAGCAGCACUGAUUUCCUAUUUUGUCAACUUUGAAGAAAAAUUUGAUGUAGCUGUUGUUGGAAAACUAGAGGAAGGGUUUCAUGCACCUGUUGCACCUGAUGUAGGCAUCCUCCAGAACUGUAUUGGUGACGGCAUUUCCAUUGCAAUCGUUGGGUUUGCAGUGGCCUUCUCCGUGGCUAAAGUCUAUUCCAUCAAGCAUGACUACCCAAUAGAUGGCAACCAGGAACUAAUUGCUUUUGGGCUGGGUAAUAUAGUUGGUGGAUCAUUCAAGGGAUUUGCCUCCAGCACUGCUCUGUCAAGAUCAGGUGUGCAGGAGAGCACAGGAGGCAAAACACAGAUUGCUGGCAUUAUCUCAUCUGUCAUUGUUUUGAUUGUGAUCUUGGCCAUUGGGUUUCUCCUGGCACCAUUACAGAAGUCAGUCCUUGCAUCUUUGGCUCUUGGCAAUUUGAAAGGAAUGCUCAUGCAGUUCAAGGAAAUAGGCAUCCUCUGGAGAAAGGACAAGUAUGACUGUGUUAUAUGGGUGGUGACUUUCUUAGCUGCCAUCUUUCUUGGCCUGGACAUUGGACUAGGAACAGCUGUGGCAUUCCAGCUGCUGACUGUGGUGAUCCGCUCCCAGAUUCCAAGCUGCACUGUUUUGGCCAAUGUUGGGAGAAGUAACAUCUACAGAAACAGGAAGGAUUACACUGAUAUCUAUGAGCCAGAGGGAGUGAAGAUUUUCAGAUGCUCCUCUCCAAUCUUCUUUGCUAAUAUUGAAUUCUUCAGAGAGAAACUCAUCACUGCUGUUGGCUUCAACCCACUGAGAGUCCUGAGGAAACGCAAUAAAGCUCUGAGGAAGAUUAGGAAGAUGCUGAAGAAAGGAGAGCUGCAAGUGACACCGAAGGGCUUGAUUUGCAUGGCUAACCCUACAUAUGAGUCAGAGGAAGAGUUGGACAACAACAAGAUAGAAGAGCUGGACCAGCCCACCAUCAUGACAGACUUGCCCAUUCGGAUCAACUGGAGCACUGACCUCCCCCCUGGCAUCACUGUGCCCCAGGUCAACAUCCACAGCAUCAUUCUGGAUUUCUCAUCUGUGUCCUUCCUGGAUUUUUCUGCCAUGACAGUCCUCCGAAAGACUUUGAAAGAGUUUGUCCGGCUCGACAUUGACAUUUACAUUGCUGGGGCAUAUGAGGGCCUCCUGGACAAACUGGAGAGAAGUGCAUUUUUUGAUGAAGAGAUUAAGCCAUCCAUGUUUUUCCUCACCAUUCAUGAUGCAGUUUUACACAUUUUGCUGAAGAAGGACAUAGCCAACUCCCCCAAAUUAAAGCUUGCUGAGGAGAAGGGUAGAAGCAGUGACUAUGUCAUCAUCCCCAGGAACGGACUGCGCAGCCGCGAGUGCACGAUUCCAACAGAAACAAAAUUUUAG
Messenger RNA from Camarhynchus parvulus, 2268 nucleotides. It is a transcript of the gene SLC26A3, whose product is annotated as solute carrier family 26 member 3. Gene Ontology annotation, biological process: transmembrane transport. Lineage: Eukaryota; Metazoa; Chordata; Aves; Passeriformes; Thraupidae. The transcript has 20 exons. Gene Ontology annotation, molecular function: secondary active sulfate transmembrane transporter activity; chloride transmembrane transporter activity; bicarbonate transmembrane transporter activity. Bases 1 to 2268 code for a protein of 755 amino acids. Gene Ontology annotation, cellular component: membrane. The record is from RefSeq and is a predicted model, not a curated record.